GCUGUCAAUCCAGCCAUAUGGAAAGCCCGAGCCGCCGAGAAGAGAAUGGUCUGCCAUACAACCACUCGGGGUUGUGCCCCACCCACAGCGGAACACUUUUGGAUCCGUUGAUGGCAAUGCCCCUGUUUCGUAUCAAAAUAGAGUCGCCCGAGGCGUUCUCUACCAUCUGUAUCGCCGAUAUCGAGGAUGACCAUAACCGGCAGCAGAGCAAGCUUUGAAGCACCGUGACCUGAAGCUUGGCGCGGGGUCAGCACCCUCAAACUCUCCGACAUGUGGCUCGUGCUUUAGGCAUCGCCGCCUCGACCACCUCGACACUGUCUGCAUCUUAUCUGCAUCCUCCAUACAUUCUCUCAUUUUCGACAUUUUUCUACCCAACAUCCCUUCCAGAAUCAUGGAAUCAGGACAGCAGCUUGCAGAAUCCAUGGAUUCCAAGACCAGUCCAGGGGCGCCCAAGGUACCCCAACGCUUCCCCUCAGCUUGCGGGCUCAGCCUUUGCAGACCACAUCCCCCAAAAGAACCACGUCGCGCUCGGGACUCCUCAUCACGAAGCAUCGGCUCUCGCCUAGCCAAAGUGUUUGGCUUGAGACGGCGGAUCCAACUACAGCCACAGUCAGCCUUCCUCAGCCUGCCGCUGGAGAUCAGGCACCAGAUCUACCUAUAUGCCUUCGCUUCCUCCAUGAUUCACGAACCCGAAAAAACGCCGCUCUCCACUUGGGAUCACCUCCUCCUGAGCUGCCGCCAGGUCAAGAUGGAAAUGGGGUCAGCUCCCGCGCAGCCAAUCAUCUCGCUCGUCGUAGGCCAUUGGAAGCAAACAUUCCCCAAUCAUCCGCUCCAGGUCUCAGCUACCGUAAAAGACGGAGUCGUCCGAGAACUAGCCAUUGGCGUCCCUCGCGCUGUCCUGCAGCCCGCAUACCAGCAUUUAGUGGCGAGCUAUAUCCCGGACUACAUCUCUCCGCUGUUCAGGAUCUACACGGACACGCUCACGCUCAAGAUCCAUGACGACGGAAGCCCGCUAGUCGACACCACAAGAGUGCCCGUCCCAUACCACAUGUUCGGCCAGAUUCUUUCAAUAGUAUGGGCGAGGGAGAGAACGCUAUCGAGCUGGGGCAGAAAGAUCUUCAAGAAUCCGCUGCCCCCACCGCCGUCUCGGCAUUACUACAAUGCGAAGAAAAUUGUCGUCAAUUGGCAGGGCUCGCUGGCCGGUAUGCAGUCGAGACACAUCAGUCUCCUGCUCUGCAUGUAUCUAGAGUGGGCUUUGUCGAAGCCGGUGAGGAGGGUUAUUCACCUGAGGCAUCGCCGGUUCGUUCUAAAUUGGGUGGAUAAGUCGCAUUUCUGCAUAGAGGGUGUAAGUUGGGAGAGCAAGACGAGGUUCCGGAGGUGAAAGAAAUUUAAUUCUAGCCGAGCGAUGAAAUGCAAACUCCGCGG
Trematosphaeria pertusa is the source of this 1425-nucleotide messenger RNA. RefSeq lists its product as uncharacterized. The transcript has a single exon. Lineage: Eukaryota; Fungi; Ascomycota; Dothideomycetes; Pleosporales; Trematosphaeriaceae. Bases 392 to 1381 code for a protein of 329 amino acids. The record is from RefSeq and is a predicted model, not a curated record.